AUGAGUUCCUUCCGUCAAUCCUUUGACAAUCCAACAUGUUUUUGCAUUGGCAAUGAAAGGACAGUCUCUCCUGGUCAUCGAAAGCUGCCACAAGGAGAUGAUGGCUUGACGACUGAAGACCGUCAAAAAACAAAAGAAAUCGACGAUCUACUGUCUCUUGCAUUGAAGGGGCUCUCUUUUAAAGAGCGGCAAGAACAGCAGGAUAUACUUCACGGCGUUGCGGGAGCGAUUGCCGAGGAAGCAACCUUCAUUGAAGCUUCACUUCAAGAGCUAGAAAGCCAUCUUAGCAACAUCAAGAACGGAAGCGUUUAUGAGAUGGCUGAAAACGUGGACCCUGAUUACGUCAUAGCAAGAGCAUUUCGAGUGAUGUUUCUCAGAGGCGCUCGCUACAACUCAAAGGCUGCGGCAAAUCAGAUGCUCAAGUUCUUUGAAAUGAAGCAUCAAUUGUUUGGGAGAGGAAAACUAGUGAAAGAUAUCACAUUAGAUGAUCUCGAUGAGGGUGAUAUUGCGUGCCUGAAGACUGGGUGGGUUCAACUUGCGGGAAAAGACCGAUCGGGUAGACAGAUUAUUCUUAAUCUUCCAGGGCUGAGAGACGAUAACAUGACGCUCCAAAAUGAACUACGCAUGCGAUAUACCAUUUUGAUGAGCGCCUUAGAAUCGGAGGAAACGCAGAUCAAAGGGAUCGUUCCCAUCUCUUAUGCAGUUGGUGAUCAGAAGAGUAGAUUCGGUGGCAGCGGGUACUAUGAAAACGCGAAGAUCGCUUUUACAAUCCCCAAUCACAUGGCGGCCCUUCAUCUCUGCACAGAUGAAAUCAGUGAGCAUCUAUGCCAUCACUGUAUCAUCAAACUAGCUCCGAUGAAGAUUAGAGCGAGAUACAGAAUCCACUAUGGCAGCCAAACAGAAUGCUUAUAUCGAAUGUCUAGCUACGGAAUACCGAACAGUUUUCUGCAAGUAGACCCCAACACAAACACAAUAAAUAGAGAACGCCACCUCAGAUGGGUUGAGUCUCGCUACAAUAAGGAAAGGGGUGACUGUCUUUUGUCACCAGUUGUCGCCCCUGUACAAGUGGAUCUUAUCAGUCCUACUGAAGAUGACGUUCUCUUUAUGGGUGGCAUAAAGUGUAGAAACUUGGGAAACCAACGGUUUCGAGUCCUUGUCAACGGUAUGUCCCAAGGCUACCAAACUGGAAGCAGGGGAUCAAGACGCACCAUAGUAGAUUGCAUAAUUCAUUCGAUAAAUGAAUCUGGAGGUCGGUUUCUGAAACAGCAUCCAGACGGUCUAUGGAGAGAGUUGCCCGAAGACCAAACUCGGAACACCAUCACACAAGCAUUCCGUAACACCUAUCGCCGCCAGAAAUAG
Messenger RNA from Cylindrotheca closterium, 1359 nucleotides. The record is from the annotation of a GenBank genome assembly. Lineage: Eukaryota; Bacillariophyta; Bacillariophyceae; Bacillariales; Bacillariaceae.